AUGAAGACGAACAAGGAGACCAGGAGCAGCAAUCCAUCAUGGGAAGACCUAAACUUCUCCAUAUUAUCUCUAAUAUUUUCAUGUCUAAGCCUCCAUGAACAAUUAUUUCUUCUUCCUCGUGUAUGUCAUGCGUGGCUUUCAGUAACCUUGGAUACCCUCUUCAAAAACUCCAUACUUGACCUUCGUUUGCUCGACAAGCUCGACGAAGAAGAACAACAGUUGAGAUUCACCCAUCUUCUCAGACUGGCCAUCAAUCGGUUCAACGGCUGGGUGUCUAUAUAUUUCCCACGUAAAUAUAUCUUUGGCUACUUCGCUACCAUUUACAUAGCUGAAAAAACGCCUAAUGUUUCAUGUGUUGUUCUGCCUUGUGAUACAAUUUAUAGGGUUUCACCAAUAUACAUACCCCUGUUAUAUUGGAAGCAGCUUAAGGUUUUUCAUGCUAGAUUAUCCCCUGAUAAAGGGUUGCAUUUGCACAUCAUAUCGCAAUUGGUUUUUUGCUGCAACAACAUCGGUGAGCUUGGAUUUCAUGGGAAGAUUACUGAGAAAGAAGCGUUGGCUAUUGUAGAAGGCUUCCCUAAACUUAGGAUUUUAGACUUUUCUGACUCUACCUUGUCAAGCAAGGCUUUGUUUAUGGUCUUAGAUGGGAAAUUGAAAUAUCUUUAUGAGCUAAAUGUAUUGCAUUGCUUAAUUGAGGAUGAUGAUGGGAAAGACAUAGGUGCCGACAUGGAUAGAUUGAGGGAUUUCAAGAAAGAGAUGUUGGAAAAGGCUUGUACUUUUAGGAGUCUCAGGAAGUUCAUGCAUUGUUUCGGAAAGUCUUGUGAGCACUGCAAGGACAAGUCUUAG
Molecule: messenger RNA, 843 nt
Organism: Populus trichocarpa (black cottonwood)
Lineage: Eukaryota; Viridiplantae; Streptophyta; Magnoliopsida; Malpighiales; Salicaceae
Product: F-box/LRR-repeat protein At3g48880
Exons: 1
Coding region: 1-843 (280 amino acids)
Molecular function (GO): protein binding
Source: RefSeq, a predicted model, not a curated record